This is a messenger RNA of Phanerochaete carnosa HHB-10118-sp, 1467 nucleotides long. RefSeq lists its product as uncharacterized. The transcript has 14 exons. The record is from RefSeq and is a predicted model, not a curated record. Lineage: Eukaryota; Fungi; Basidiomycota; Agaricomycetes; Polyporales; Phanerochaetaceae. Bases 1 to 1467 code for a protein of 488 amino acids. Gene Ontology annotation, biological process: proteolysis. Gene Ontology annotation, molecular function: serine-type carboxypeptidase activity. Gene Ontology annotation, cellular component: fungal-type vacuole.
AUGGCGCGCUUUUCUCGUUCUCUGAAGCUUGCGCUACUCGGACUCGCUUUUGUUGUUGUUGGGACAGUAGGUGUGGUGGUAGAUGCCGUCAACCAUGUCCGUUCAACCAGCACGCCAUCGCUGAACUUCGAAACGUUCACAUCUGAAGCGCAGCCUGACGUAGGAUUGCGCUUCAUUCGCAACUCUGGCGUGUGCGAAACAACACCUGGAGUCGAUCAACUCUCUGGUUACAUCGACUUCGGUGCAAAUAUGUCAAUGUGGUUCUGGUUCUUCGAAUCCAGACACGAACCUGAAACUGCGCCGUUUACGCUAUGGCUCAACGGUGGCCCCGGGUGCUCGUCUAUGAUAGGACUGUUCCAAGAACAUGGUCCUUGCCACGUCCUUGAGGAUGGAGAAACUACCGUCCUUAACCCGUUCAGUUGGAACAAUAUUACCAAUAUCAUUUACGUUGACCAGCCCAUUGGAACGGGUUUUUCCCACGGAACUAUUGAUGUCAAUAGCACCUUUGCGUCCGCACCAGCCUUCUGGUCUGCGUUCCAAGUGUUACUGGAGAGUCAAGAAUUUGCGAAAUACGAGAGUCGCGAGUUCAUCUUUGCCACGGAGAGCUAUGGCGGUCACUAUGGUCCCGAAUUUGUGACUUUCUUUGACGAGCAGAACACGAAGAUCGACCAAGGUUCCGUGAACGGUGAGAAGAUCAACGUCAGCAGACUGAUGAUCAACAACGGCUGGUACGAUCCAUUGCUGCAGAAUGAGGCGUACGUUACCUUUGCGACCAACGCCCCAGGUUACGGCCAGCUACAAAACGAUUCGGUCAUAGCUGCAUUGAACCAGGCGUUCUUCGGUUCUGGAGGAUGCCAAGAACAGGAGUUGGCGUGCUACGCUGCUGGAAACGGGACCAAUAGCAAUGAAGUCUGCAUGCAGGCCGAUAACUUCUGCAUUGACAACGUUUUCGUCCCUGCUGUUGGAGAUCGAGACUCGGAUGACCUUCGCCAGAAUUCAUCCGCUCUCUUCCCCUCAGAGUCCUACGUGACCUUCCUUCGUAACGCGACGAUCAUGGAGCUCAUUGGCGCAGAGACGCGAUACACCGAAUGUUCGAACCCUGUUGACAUUCAGUUCUCGAAGACGGGCGACGAUGCGCGAACACUCCUGCCACAGCUGGGCGCACUCGUUAGCUCUGGCUUGAAGACGCUGAUAUGGGCUGGUGAUGCUGACAUUAAUUGCAACUGGCUCGGCGGACAUGCAUCGGUACUAGCCAUGGACUGGUUUGGCAACGAGACGCUGCAUCGCACCCCGUUCACGAACAUCACGAUUCGCGGGCAGCCAGUCGCCGCGGUCCAGAAUGUCGAUAGCUUCUCCUUCGCGAGGGUGUAUCAGGCUGGACAUGAGAUUCCUGCCUUCCAGCCCGAAGCGGCCUUCGAAAUAUUUUCGCAAGUUGUCAGAGGAGAACAGCUUCACUCUGUUUCUUAG